AUGCGGUGUUCACAGAAUGAAAAUUUUGGUUAUUUGGACUUUUUGGGAAUGGCAAUAGAUAUGAAUGAAACAAAGGACAAAAUAUUUGAAUCGUUUUCUUCUUCCGACUCAAAUAAAAAGUUCAAGUACUUUCUCAAUGUACGAAUUUAUUUGGAGAACUUUAAGAACUUCUUUGAAAACAUCAAAGAGACUUUUACCGAUUUUAAUUUGUGUUAUUAUUGUGAACUCCAGUCGACUGAGUUAAUCAAACUUGCUCUUAAAAUGGAUGAAGGAGACAAGACCAAACAGAAAGAAUUUGCAACGAUAUUGGAGUGUCUCAAUUCUUCUCUUUUUCUAACGUUUGCAAUCCUUUUUCAACAAGUUCCUUCACUCUUUGACACCGUCGUGGGAUUUUCAUUAUGUUAUGUCAACUUUUUAUCAUCACGGUUUAACACAGAUAAAAAUGCAGGGGAAAUUUUUAUACUUGAUUAUUAUGGAACUACCUUCCAAAUCAAUUUUAUAAGUAAUUUGUUGGAUUUAAGUUGUGAUGAUAAACAAUUCAGUGUUUUAUUUGACAAGUCACAUGAAAUCACUCGCGCAAAGGAGUUAACAAGUUCUCUUACUAAUUUGGACGAAAUAGUAAAAAUACUGACUGAUGUGAAAGAAGUUGUAUUUGAAAAGUGUGUAAUAUUUACUAAACCUAAAGAUAAUUGGAUGACACAAAAACUUUUUAAACUCUCGUCCUUUAUUAAAACUGCUAAAGUUCUCACAACUUUUUCUAAAAAGGUGAUUAUAAAGAACUACGACGAAAAAGAAGUUAAAGAAUGGUAUAAUUACACAAUCAAUAUUUUCAAGUUGUUCCUCCACUUCUUUACUAACACUUCUUUUUAUCUUCCCGAAUAUCGCAAUUACUUUAACAUGUCUGUAUUAAUUACUCGGCUUCAAAAUGAAUGGAACUUACAUAAACGAGACUUAAGAGACUUGAACGAUAUUAUUUAUCAAAUCACUUUUGUUGUAUUUAAUAAUGUAGAGUUCUCAGACUUGUUUUUUGAAAUUAUAGUUUUUAUGAGGUAUGGACAAAAGACUUCAGAACACUAUAAAGAGAUGUUUAGUUUGAUUGAAGACUAUUACACCCUAUUACUCAAUGUUUUCAAUUCAAAAGAAGACACCACAACAAUUCUAUUAAAAUUGAUACAUUCCGUCGUCGUAUCUAAUAAUUUUGGGAACGAUAAUGAUAAGAUGGAAACAAUUCUUAUGAUCAUGGCAAAGACUCACUCCAAAACGUACUUUUUUAUUUCUCUUCUGGACAAGUUAAAGGAAACUUCUUACAAAAUAUCAACACGAAUCUUUCAUGAUAAAAACGUUGAUGAAACAAUGUUUAUCACAGUAAAGACACUCUCCCUCUUUUCCGAGUCUUUGUCUUGUGUUGAUCCAUUCGUCUUUAUUAUUUCCACGUUCAUUUCAAACACAUACAAAUCAUUGAAUUGGUAUUAUAUGCUCAUAGACCCUAUCAAUAAAAUACAAAACAUUUUAGAAUCUUAUUUAAUGUACGACAAGAGUUAUUUACCACGGGUACUCCUCCGUUUGGUAAAGACUGUGGUGCUUUGUAUAUUACUUAAAAUUCAGAACAAAAAUCAGUUUGUCUUUAAGUUCAAAAUGUACAUCUUUUACUCGUUAAACGAGAUCAAAAAGCUCAUUAACUUUACUGGAGAAGCAUUUAAAGAGAUCACGUUAUUUCGAAAAUUGCUUUCAGUCUUUGAAGGAGAAAUACUCAAAGUCUUUGAGAAGUAUGACCCAUUUAUGUGGAAAGGGAAGGUAAUGAACCAUUUCAUCAAUUUCAUUCACGAUUUCGCCGUAGUAACAAGUUGGGCUGACUUAAUGAAUUAUGGGAUGAACAACUUCUGUUAUGACAUCAUAAUUUUGUUUCACUCAAAAGACGAAAAUGCCUUGAAAUUUGAGACGGUUGUAUCUUUGUUGUAUAAAGCUGCUUAUUAUAAUGCAAUGCUCAAGUUGCUAGUUAAAUGUUCCAAAUGUGAGGCUAAAUUGUCAAAAUCUCCCAAACAAAUGUUUGAACAGUAUUUGGAUAAAUUUAACAAUGUCAAUUCAUUAGAAUCGUUAACAUCAAUGACAGAGGCGUUUGUUAAUAAUUUCAACUUUGAAAAGACUAUUAUCUUUAGUCAAGAAGACUUAACUUGUGAAACGGAACACCACAAGUUAUUUGAAAAUAUCAGUAAAUGUGUCUUUCAAAGUUCAAAUGAGAAUAACAGUGAAAUAAUCAAAGAGGUGAAACUUUUCUUUUUUCAUUCAACAGAACCGAAGUAUUAUCAACGAAGGACACUACUUAGUUCUGCCAUUGAAGUCCAGCGAUUUCAUGAAAGAGCUGAAGAUCUCUUCUUGAAUAUGACAACCUCUCAACGGAUACGGACGUCUGGACAACAUGAGUUUGUCACAUCAAUCAACUCGAAGUUAUCUGCUUGUUAUUUUGAUAUAAUAUCUAUAAUGCAGCAAUAUACACAUGGUGAGUAUUGUGUGUCAUUAUUUAGUCCUUCUGCAAUCAAAUUAGCGUUGAAAGUACGGAGUUUAGUGUCUAAAAUAAUCAGCCUGUUCAUCACAACACGCUUUGUGUCAAUUACAAAAUACAAAGAUAUGGAAGGGAUAAUCAAAUUCGUGAAAUUUUACAACAACUUGAAGGAGAUGGGGAGUCAUUUGAAGAACAUUAUUUUCUCAAUGAAGAGUGCGGUGUAUACUUAUUUAUCAAGACAAACAGAUGAACUCUCAUUUUUACUUGAAAAAUUGGUUAGAAUUGUGAGAGACUUCCACUCUAAAAAUCUGAUCCAUGUGAAGUUCCAUACGUCUGUUGGUAUCAACUACUUUCUUUUUAAUCACGCAUGCAAAGACUCUAUCGCAUUUUAUGCAAACUUGUGCAAAUUAAGUUCGACAUUCCACGCACUUUGUGUUUCAAACAAUUCCAACGUCAAAGCGGUCAUUCAAAUGAAAGAAAAGGGAAUUGAAUUUCUUGAAAAAUUAGGAUUUGAUCCGAUACUAGUAGAACGGGUGGGUGAGUUGUCAAUAGAAGACUAUAAAAAACUCGACCAAUUAAUUGGAGAACGGGUCGAUUUUCUUGUAUUUGAGAUCAAGCCAUCAUUUUAUUUUAUGAUCAGAUUUCAUAUGAAGACUAUAGACUCGGUUAAUAGACUUUUUGUUGUAUUCAAACACAACAAAAUAGACAACCAACUCUGCUCCGUCAACGUCAAAAAAUUGCAAAAAUACUUGACCUAUUUAGUAGAAUUGUCCGACGCACUUUUAUUCAGUUUACAAGUAGAAGACCGGAAUGAGGCUCUUUCAAAGAUGAUCAACGAAAAGUUUACAAAGCGGUUUGAACAACUAAAUGUGUGGAUAAGUCACCAUGACAAUUCUGAUAACGUGAAAGAGUUUAUCUCAAUCAUGGGAACCUUUGAAAUGGAUGUUUUAACGUUGUUCAAAAUCAUUAGUUUUGUGUAUUUCCUCCACCCCUGGCUGAUUGAUGAACUUACAGAUUUUCUUGUAAGCAUAGCAAAUGGAAUUGGAAUUGAUCAACAACGAUACACCAAUGUCGAGUUUUUAUUACGAAGUUUCCAACCGGGGAGUGUCUAUAAGAACAAAGUGAUGUCAAAAUGUUUUAAAAGUAUUCGCACUUUUUUCCAAGAAGAAGAACAUUCUCUCAAACAAAUCCCAUAUAUCCACACUCUUAUUGAAGAAAUAGAACAAGUGAUGGUAACACGAAAAGAAAUUGUUGAGACGAUACAUUCUUUAAAUCUGACUUUAUUGUUCAAAAAUGUAUCUCUAAUGAAAGAACAAAUUGAGUUGUGUUGCUACUUAAGCGCAUUACUUACAUUCUUUGUUGAUUAUGAAUACACCAAUCCAGCGUUCCGAAGUGGAUGUGGACUUUGUUUUAAUGUUGGUUUAUUUGAAGAGACUUUGAUUGAGUGUGAAAAGAAAUUAAAGAAUGGAAAGAGUUGUGUGAACGCGCUCGACAGAGUGAGACAUUUAUAUGUCAUGGAAUUUUCAAAUAUCUCCAUGAAACUGUCUUUACAACAAUUGUGUUUCAUAUCACAAUGUGUUGAAAAUUUUGAUGUUCUCAAUUUUAUUUAUUUGGAAAAUUACGUGAAAACAUUUACACGUCUUGUGGAGUACAUUUUGAAGUUUGACAAAUAUACUUCUAUUUUGAACAUCCACGAAGUUGAAAUCGUUGAAAACAUGCUUAUAAAUGUUUCCAGUAAAUUCUCAUUAACACAAAUUCAGAAUGAUACAUCAUAUUUGGAAACCCUUCACAACGCUUUGAAAGAAACAUUCAUAGUUCUUGAUACGGCUCAUGCAAGAAAAAAAGACAACACAAUAUUUGAUAUUCAAAAAAUUUUCAAGAACAAAUUCUAUUUAUACACCUCCUUUGAAGACACACUCUGCUAUAAAAUGAUCCAUUCGUAUGAAAUUGAAAAAGAGACUCUUGACAUCUUUAACACCAUCGCAUCAGAAAUUUAUGAGACCCACAAACCAACAGAAAUUUCGCUUCAAAAGGAAACGUUAGUUGACAUCAACUCUAUCGUCAAAUUCAAAUUAUUUUCUCAUCAACUGUACCUUUUCUACGAGUACAAAGCAGUACCCGAAACAACUUUUAUCUAUUUAAACAAAGCAAUAUUUGUGUUUAUUGAACAAUUAAAUAGUGUGAUAGCUACGGGAAAUUAUGACAACAUUCACAAACGACUUAAAGAGACAAAUAAAGCACUUCGACUUUUAAUUAUUGGAAACAAAAUUCAGUUCAUCUUUUAUAUGCGACAGACGGCAACUUUGUUUGUGUUAGAAGAGGUAUCCGAUGCAUUCAAAGAAAUUUGGGAAGUCAUCAAAUAUCGAAAAUGUAAUUAUUUGGAAGAUUUAUUCUCGUUUGGUCGACGCUUCGACUACAUUCAGUUAUUAUCCAUCUUGUCGAUAUAUGGCAUUAUAACACUCUACAAGUUUUGUUAUUGUUCACUUAAGAAAAUGACGAUAGCCAAAAACAACUUAAAGUGGAUACCAUUCGUCUCUGUGAUGCAAUUUCUUUCACACUUUCAAAGUAUUACACAGAUAGAAGUGGACAUUCUUACCAAGGAAAAUUUUAUGUAUCGACUACGCAUUUCUACUCAAAUCACACUACCCAACUUUUUUGUUGGUGAUGGGAUGUCGUCGAGGGUGUUAAAGCCCGUGUGUUGGAAGGACUUGAAUGUUUUCACUGACCCCACUGCAAUUUAA
Entamoeba invadens IP1 is the source of this 5241-nucleotide messenger RNA. RefSeq lists its product as hypothetical. The transcript has 2 exons. The record is from RefSeq and is a predicted model, not a curated record. Bases 1 to 5241 code for a protein of 1746 amino acids. Lineage: Eukaryota; Evosea; Mastigamoebida; Endamoebidae.